Molecule: messenger RNA, 1413 nt
Organism: Vitis riparia (riverbank grape)
Lineage: Eukaryota; Viridiplantae; Streptophyta; Magnoliopsida; Vitales; Vitaceae
Product: protein FATTY ACID EXPORT 2, chloroplastic-like
Exons: 4
Coding region: 21-716 (231 amino acids)
Cellular component (GO): membrane
Source: RefSeq, a predicted model, not a curated record
GUAAAAUCCAAUUGGGGAAAAUGGCAGAAUCGGUGGCUAUUUCUCAGUCCUCUCUCGUGUUGCCUCAUUUUGGAGGGCCUAGGGCUCUAACUGGUUGGCGCCAAUCUUGGAUUCGAUUUAGGGCUUCUUCGCCGGUGAUCUCUCACAAAUCAAUUGCUGGGCUGCGGCAAACCACUGUCUCCUCGGGGAUCAUUGCUACCGCUGUCUCUGACUCUAAAGCGCCCGCCUUCAUCGUUGAAUCGGCAGGGGAAGAGAUCGACGUCCAACCAGAUACCACUGACAGAGCCGGUUCUGGUAGCGAGGGUGGAAACGGAGGCGGUGGUGGUGGUGAUCACGACAAAGACGACAAUAAGGGCGAGGGCGGAUCGGACGAAAGCAAUAACAAAAUUGCCAUGUCUAUGUCCCAAAAGUUGACUCUGGGCUACGCUGCCCUGGUCGGAGUCGGUGGAGUUAUGGGCUAUAUGAAGAGUGGCAGCCAGAAGUCUCUUGCGGCAGGUGGACUAUCAGCCUUGCUUCUGUAUUAUGUCUAUACUCAGCUUCCCACACGACCAGCUUUUGCAUCAUUCUUGGGGCUUGGUCUCUCUGCUGCACUUGUUGGAGUGAUGGGUUCUCGCUUCAAGAAGUCGGGAAAGCUGUUUCCAGCAGGUGUUGUAUCCCUUGUGUCUCUUGUGAUGACUGGUGGCUACCUGCAUGGUAUUCUGCGAAGUCUGCACUGAAGAUGCUUAAAAUAUGGAUAUGAAGGGUUGAUGGUUUUAAUUUGAACUAUCUUGUCAGAGUCUUUGUCCACGCCUCUAUCUGGUAGGUAGAAUUGCUAUGAUAGAAUAUGGAGUUUAAACUUUUUACAGACCAGUGUUCAGAGGCACCUUUUUGUGUGUUUGUGCGUGUGCGUGUUAAUGAAUAGUGACAAGUUCAGCAGUUAGCUUAUAAUGUAAAGAGGAAGAAACUUGAUGAUUAUAGGAACUGGAGGUGUGUUGAGCAUUUGACAGUCCCAGUAAUAAACAGAAGUAGUAGAGCACAAACCUUCCCCAUGAUGAGAUCUCAUGAGCCAUGAUCAACCUUUUUGGAGGUUUGCGAUUGAAAAUGCGUCAUCACUACUCUGGGAAGGUGAAGGUUCAGGAUAGAAAGGAAAGAAAAUGAAAACAUGUUUCGGGUCUGGAUGAGAAGAACGGAGGGUUCCAAGUAGAAUGCCCAUUCUAUUUGGAACAAUGUAAGUGUUUAACAAUUCACACCAAGAAAAUGGAGAUAGAAUGAAUCAAGGCUACGCUUUUGAACUCCAGAAGUUGACAGAUUGUUGGGGUGAAGCUGGUAAGGUGAAAAAGUACUCCAACGUUCAUUAACUAGUUUCGAUUAUCGAAGUUGGCUUUAUGGUUCUGUAUUAGAGGCUUUUGAACUUGCGUACAGAAUUAAACACAA